AUGAAGGGUUUCACAGCUGUCCUCCUCAUCUGGACUCUGAUUUCUCCCAGCAGCAGCGAUGGCAGCAGCGGUGGCAGCAGCAGGGAAGCCUGGCCCACACACCUGGCCUGCAGGGAGGGGGGCUUGGAAGUGCUCUACCAGAGUUGCGAUCCAUUACAGGAUUUUGGCUUUUCUGUGGACCAGUGUUCCAAUCAAUUAAAAUCAAAUCUCAACAUUAGAUUCGGAAUUAUUCUGAGAGAGGACAUCAAAGAGCUGUUUCUCGACAUAGCUCUUACCGCUAAAGGAUCGUCUAUUUUGAACUUCUCCUAUCCCAUCUGUGAGGAGGACCAGCCCAAGUUUUCUUUCUGUGGAAGAAGGAAGGGAGAGCAGAUCUACUAUGCUGGCCCUGUCAAUAAUCUUGGAGUGGAUAUUCCCAAGGGAGAAUACCACGUUUUGCUAGAACUGUAUACUGAAACUCGUGCCACCGUGGCCUGCGCCAAUGCCACCAUCAUUUCCUCCUGACUGUGGCCUGCAGCAAAAUCACAGCAAGCUCCUCUCAAGAGAACUCCCAGCUCCUCAGACUGAACCUACCGCAUAAAAACCAGCUGACAACAGACAUCGGCCCUGCAAAGAAGACCCCCAAGAGCGCAGCUGCUCAUUUUAGCCCCAGGACCAGACAUCUUCAGACUGCACAGAUGUAAGGAAGCCCCCAAAUUAUCUGCUUCCAAGGAGCCUCUUGGGAG
This is a messenger RNA of Propithecus coquereli (Coquerel's sifaka), 722 nucleotides long. It is a transcript of the gene LY86, whose product is annotated as lymphocyte antigen 86. The transcript is spliced from 5 exons. NCBI's taxonomy places the organism in Eukaryota, Metazoa, Chordata, Mammalia, Primates, Indriidae. Gene Ontology annotation, biological process: innate immune response; positive regulation of lipopolysaccharide-mediated signaling pathway. The record is from RefSeq and is a predicted model, not a curated record. The coding region runs from base 1 to 501 and encodes 166 amino acids.